This is a messenger RNA of Verticillium nonalfalfae, 258 nucleotides long. It is a transcript of the gene ATX1, whose product is annotated as Cytosolic copper metallochaperone. The record is from RefSeq and is a predicted model, not a curated record. Gene Ontology annotation, biological process: copper ion transport. The coding region runs from base 1 to 258 and encodes 85 amino acids. Gene Ontology annotation, cellular component: cytosol. Gene Ontology annotation, molecular function: metal ion binding; copper chaperone activity. NCBI's taxonomy places the organism in Eukaryota, Fungi, Ascomycota, Sordariomycetes, Glomerellales, Plectosphaerellaceae. The transcript has 2 exons.
AUGGCCGAGCACAACUACCAGUUCAACAUCGCCAUGAGCUGCGGCGGCUGCUCCGGCGCCGUCGACCGCGUGCUGAAGAAGCUCGACGGCGUCAAGUCCUACGAGGUCUCCCUCGAGAACCAGACCGCCUCCGUCAUCGCCGAGCCCGAGCUGUCCUACGAAAAGGUCCUCGCCACCAUUGCCAAGACGGGCAAGAAGGUCAACAGCGGCAGCGCCGACGGCGUCGAGAGGAGCGUCGAGGUGCCGGCGGCCGCUUGA